Molecule: messenger RNA, 638 nt
Organism: Cheilinus undulatus (humphead wrasse)
Lineage: Eukaryota; Metazoa; Chordata; Actinopteri; Labriformes; Labridae
Product: troponin I, cardiac muscle-like
Exons: 6
Biological process (GO): muscle contraction
Cellular component (GO): troponin complex
Source: RefSeq, a predicted model, not a curated record
AUGUCUGAGGGGUAAAAAAAGUCAAAGAUCUCUGCAUCUCGCAGACUUGCUCUCAAGACCAAGCUGCUGAAAAUGGCAGGCAUGAUGUUAGAAAAAGAGAAGGAGGAGAAGAAGAAGGAGCGAGAAACUACUUUGAACGAGAGACUCCCUCCACUUCAGCUGUCUGGUUUAUCACUGCAGGACCUUCAGGCUCUCUGCAAAGAACUGCACCAUAAGAUUGAUGUUGUAGAUGAAGAACGCUACGACAUUGAUGCUAAAGUGAACAAAAAUAACGUGGAGAUUGAAAACCUGUCCCAGAAGAUCUUUGAGCUGAAGGGUAAGAUGAAGCGACCCGCUCUUAAAAGGGUGAAGAUUUCUGCUGAUGCCAUGCUGGGAGCUCUGUUGGGUGCUAAGGUCAAAGAGUCUGUGGACUUCAAGGCCAACCUCAAGACUGUGAAGAAAGAGGAGGAGAAGAAAGAGGAGGUGACUGACUGGCGUAAAAACGUGGAGGCCAUGUCUGGUAUGGAGGGCAGGAAGAAGCUGUUUGAUGCUGGACAGUAGACUUAGUAGGAAAAAUAGAUAUUAUCCCUGCUCAGGAUAGGUAGUCGGCAGUGCUUUUGUGAGUGUGUUGUCUUUUAAACAGACCUAAACUUAUGUCG